Molecule: messenger RNA, 4571 nt
Organism: Dermacentor silvarum
Lineage: Eukaryota; Metazoa; Arthropoda; Arachnida; Ixodida; Ixodidae
Gene: GluRS-m
Product: probable glutamate--tRNA ligase, mitochondrial
Exons: 12
Coding region: 278-1840 (520 amino acids)
Biological process (GO): glutamyl-tRNA aminoacylation
Molecular function (GO): glutamate-tRNA ligase activity; ATP binding; zinc ion binding
Source: RefSeq, a predicted model, not a curated record
CUAUGACCGCGACUUGCGAACGAAACUUGUUAUUACGCCGUGUCACAGAAAAUCAGUUAUUUUGCUCACGCUACGGCGUUUUCGACUUGUUGUGACAUCGGAACAACGUCUGUGUACGUACUGCAUCCAUUUUCCAAAGUGUUAGCGAAUCAAAAUCCCGAAUGCAGUCGUUGCGAAGUUGUGUUCCCACUUUGGCCAUGUGACAGUAAAGUGGCCGUGCCCGGGCUCUAAUUUUGCGCAUCUGUGCGUCUGCGCCGACACAGAAGCGGGAUUCAAUAUGUGGUCAUGGAGGAAGUACGCUCGCUCGCGAGUGAUCCUCGCGUUGCACGACUUGUGCCACGGUAGGCGGCCUAUGUCGGAUGUUCGAGUGCGGUUUGCGCCCAGCCCUACUGGCGAGAUGCACCUGGGAAGCCUGAGGACAGCCCUCUACAAUUACCUCUUUGCAAGAAAGUACGGUGGCAAGUUUCUUCUCAGGAUCGAGGACACGGAUCAGUCACGGGUAGUUCCUGGAGCAGCUGAGAGGAUUGUGGACACGCUGUGCUGGGCUGGCCUCUGUCCCGAUGAAGGCCCUGGUCUGGGCGGCAGUGUAGGUCCUUAUGUGCAGUCUCAAAGGAUAAACUUCUACCAAGAGUAUGCCCACAGGCUUCUUGAGACUGGCCAUGCCUACCGGUGUUACUGCUCAGAGGCACGGCUGGAAAUUCUCCGGAAGAAUGCCCUACGAAAUCAGGAACUGCCUCGUUAUGACAACCGGUGUCGUUCGCUGGAAAAGAAGCCACCAGGACAGCAGCCCUAUGUGAUUCGCUUAAAGCUGACAGAAGGCAACCUGACAUUUCAAGAUGGCGUUCAUGGACCAGUAACCCUCAAUUUGGCUCAAACGGAAGGAGAUCCUGUGAUCCUGAAAAGUGAUGGUUUCCCAACAUACCACUUAGCAUGCGUUGUGGAUGACCGGCUCAUGAGGGUUACUGAUGUGCUGCGAGGUGUCGAGUGGCAGGUCUCAACCCCCAAGCACCUGAUGCUGUACAGCGCUCUCGGCUGGGAGCCACCCCGCUUCUGGCACCUGCCUCUGCUACUGAACAAGGAUGGCACCAAGCUUUCCAAGCGUCGGGACGACAUCCGUGUGGAAAAACUGAGAGAGCAAGGCUUCUCACCUGAAGCUGUGCUCAACCUACUGGUGUUGGCAGGAGGUGGGUUUGGCAAGCAGUACAAGGAUCAGUUCCUUCGGCUCUCUGAAAUGGUUGACCAGUUUUCACCUGACGACUUGAAGGCAGGCUCCUGUCGUCUGGACACUGACCGGCUUCAGUCCUUGAACAAGCUGCACCUGCAUUCGUGCCUUGGCUCAGAGGAUGGUACGCGGAUGCUUGCCAGGCAGUUGCAACAGCUUCUUGCUGAGCAGGAAAGCUCUGCAGUUAGCACGUCCUUUUCUGAGCACGACAUCAUCCAUGUUCUGCACCAAACCAAGGAGCGGAUUGACAGCUUGCACGAUCUGCUUACUCCGGAUAUGGCAUUCAUCUGGUCCGAUCCAGUUCUAAGUGGCCAAGACCAGCAGAAACCUGAAGUUGUUGCAGCAGUUAGCCACUUGUGCAGCCAGUUGAAAAGCUUCAACAGCAGCCAGUACAAUAAUGAUUCCUUGAGCCAACUGCUGAGAUCGGUGGCUUCAGAAGCUGGGCUCAAGUACAGUGACUUCAUGCGGCAUUUGCGUGUGCUGCUUAGCGGACUCAAGCAAGGGCCAGGCGUAGCCGAAAUGAUGCUGCUCCUGGGGAAAGAGCGAACAUUACACCGCCUGCAGCGAGUUCCAGGCACUACUAACAAUGCCAGUUUUGGGGCUGUCAAGGAAGCCUAAUCAGGAGCGUCUGUUAUACCAAGUGAGGUGUUACCAGCACAACUUGCUUUCGGCUUGUUGCCAGCUCGGAGAACGCCGUCCAACUUCCCUUGCCACCUUGAUGCCAGCUGUAGUUGCUGUUGUCACAUCAGCAGCUGUUUGAGUGUGUGGUAAACAAGCUGAGUCAUGAUUUUGUCCCCAGUAGAGUCGAGACCAAGUGGAAGAUCUGGAUGCCACAGGUACCAUGAAAAGAAUGAAUUUCUUCACAGCCAAGAGAUACUUUGUGAAACUGAAUGGUGCUGUGCACACACAUGUGCACAACUGCUACUCUCCAGCAGUUCAUGCAGUUCAUGCAGCACACAUUAGGCACAAGGAGGUCAAUUUCUUUUUUGUUUAUGGCUACUGUAGUAUCCAGACUUAUGUGCCCGACAGUGCCCGAGUUCUAGCCUCUGUGUGCUAUGAAGGUUUUUCAGAUGUGGUCUUACAGGGAAAUUCCUCCUCUUAGGUCCUGCCCUGUUAUUUUUCAAAAUGUAUUUUAUAAAAAGGGCCUGAGGAAGAUUGUGAGCAGCUCAGCACUAUAAGCAUCCAGUGUACAUGGAGUGGUCAAGUAUUAAAUAGUAGGGUGCCAAUAACUUGGUCCUUGGUCCAGUCUGAACAAUGACCACUUGGCUACAGCUUUGUGCAUACAUAGGAGUCCCUCAUCCAACCUCCCUAUGCACACCCCCUCACCCUUCCACCAUUUCUCAAUGCAAUGAAGUACAGUUAAACGUAGGUACUAUAACUAAGUCACUAAAAUUGGCAGUUUGCUUCGUUAUAUCAAAAUUUUGUUCUAUUGAUAUUCGACCUGUUGUGCAAAUAAGUACGGUUACUUCUGGAUUUUUCUAACUCAGAAGGGGCAUGAAAAUUUUUUGCAUUAUCGCGCAAUCAGAAAUAGCAAGCUUGAAUGUGAAAAAAAAUAAAAUUUUGUUGAAUUUGAGAGUCGGCGUCGAAAGAUACGGUUUCAUGAGGUGUCGACGAUAUGACAUCAAGUAACAGUGUUUGACUACGGUGGGACAGAGCUAUCAUGAAAAGCGCCGGCAGCGGGGAGCGAAUGUUUCAUCUGUUUCUCACUUGAAAACCCCUGCAAAACACGAGAUUACAGAACCUGUAGUACUAAGUGUGCGGGAAAACGGUGCACACAAUGCCACACCAUCUUGGCAUCCCUAAUCUUUGCACACCAGCAGAUUACCUCUAAAGAGCCCGCAGGCUGCUUAUGCACUCAGCCGUGCAUAGCCACGACCACGCUAGAAAAGGAGACACACGCCGACCUGCCCCCACUCCCUUCCCCACUUACGUGUGCUUGAUCACUUUACUGCGAGCUCGCUCCGCUCCCCCUCUUUCCUCUUGCUUGCACGGUUAGGCAGCGUUCAUCAAACCACCAUCUUCUCAGCUAACCCUCGCAUGCUUUCACUUGCAUCCAAAGCACCUGACUUUGCUUUGUACCGCCAAUGUAAAGAUAUCGUCAACAUGGCAUUACGUUACACUGUAACGGCAUGAAACCGUAUCUUUCGUCGCCGACUCUCAAAUUCAACGAAAUGAUAUAUCCUUUUUUUUUUUCUUUCAAUUCAAGUUCGCUUAUUUCGAUUGCCUGCCCAAUCAUUUGGAAAUGUUUCAGCCCCUUCUGUGUAGGAAAAAAAUCAUUGGUGACUUUACUUAUUAAUAAGCAUAAAAGGUUGACUUUCAAUGUAACAAAAUUUCAAUAUAAUGAAGCAAAUUACUGAUUUUACAGACUACUGUUAUAUUGAGGUUCAACUCUAGAAAUCAAAUGCGCACUCUAUUUUUUACCGACAAGAGUGUAGCAUGCCUCUGAUUCUGGCAAUCUGAAAAAAGAUGAAACCACCAUACUCUACCUUAUUGAGUCUAAAUUUAUUGACACCUAAUGUCCAUCGUCGUCAAUCUGUUGUCCUCCAUGCAGUCCAUUGUGCAUUUGAUAUUCUGCAUUUAUCAAAUGACUCUGCAACAAUCAUAGAUGGGAUGGUGGCCCACGCUUAGACUAAACGCAUUGCUAGUUCUUCUUGCGAUGCAUUCAUUUCCCCGAAAUGCUAAAAACGUGCUGUGGUUUGUUGCCACUAGCUCAACGUAUAAAGUAAACUGUCCUAAAUUAGCUUUUGUAAUCAAAGACUGAAAGUGGCACAUCAUCAUUUUCAUGCAGCAUGUUCUGCUGCCAUUUUGUGGUGGCAAUGGCCAUGACAUUGACUGUCUAGGCUGACUCUGACAGUAGGCUGUUGUUUUAGUUUCAUAUCCAGUUGCACUGUGCAGGCAAUUUUUUUGACCAAUCUUCGUGGAAAAAAAAAAGGCACACAUUACAAAUGGUAAUCAUUACUGUAAUCAUUCAGUAAUCAGUAAUGAAUGUUAAUCAUUGCAGUUAUCAUUCAUUGUGAGCUAUCGUUCUUGCUUGAAAAUCUUCUUAGCGCAGGUCAAGAACAGUCAUUUUUGGCAUGAAAAAAAUUUUUUAUGUCGAUUUUACGUACUCACUGUCCCCUAGCGCCAGCAAGACAGCCACUGCCGCCACUGCAGAGGAUAGGUCUUGUGCUUACAUGUUCUCUUUAACUUUGUGCCAGCCCGUAUAUGACAUAGUGAUGAACUCAGCAAUGACCUCAGUCAUGACAUUGUCGUCGUCAUUUCUCAUGACUUGUGCUGUUUACUUCUUGUACAUAAACUUGGUUAUAGCAAAAUGUAGAAAUAAAAUAGAACUUUUCAUGUUGCCUGGCAA